AUGCCUUUAAACAUCCGAGCCAAGCCCUCGCAGAGCAAGCUGUCUGCUGCUGCAAAGAGUAGUGGGCACACCGAUGGCACUACAUCUCAUUCUCGCUUCUCAAGGUCCCCUAAACACGGUAAAGGGAAACAGGCUGUAAGCUCAACACCGGGGUCUCGCUCCGGGCUAGAACCGGGCUCUGUGUCGGGGGGUCCGCCUCCACCAGCGUCUAAAUUGACUGUGGGUCAGGGGUCGGUGUCCAGGCCGGGUGCUAAAAUCAAAGCUGGCGCGGCAGCAGACAAAGGCUCAACUCGUGGUUCGGCGACGGCUCCAGGAGGUAAAACCCUUUCUAUGGAGAACAUCCAGUCUUUGAGUGCUGCCUACGCCACGUCCGGCACCAUGUAUCCCAGCGAGCGAGAGUCCUUGGAGCCCUCCGGUGGUUACCCCAAAGGCACCAUGACGCUGGGCAGAAGCACCAGCCGCUCCUCCUACACUGGCCGAACGACGGCCAUGGGAAGCAGCCCCAACAUCACCUCCUCUGGGAUGCAUCCCUCGUCAGACCCCUGUGGAGAUCAAACGUUACUUUCUGUGGGAGCCUCCAGUUUGCGGCGGCAAUCUGGAAGACACACGCAGGUCCAGGAUUCGAGCGGACGGGGAGAGGUUUACACAUUUGACCUCCAGUCUCAGCUGAGGGAUCUGCAGAGAGAGAACGACAACCUGCGGAGAGAGCUGGAUGGAGGAGGGAGGGAUGGACGGACAGGCCCCAGCGUCAACAAUGUCAACUUUUGGAGCCCAGAUGCUAAGAGAGAAAAGGGGAUGAGGCGGGACGAGGGGGUGAGGACCUCAGCUGUGAAGGACCAGUACAGGACGACCCAGGAGGACUUACAGCAGCUUCCAUUAACAGUUCAGGAGCUUCAGGAGGAGCUGAGGGCUCACAGGGAGAUGAACAGCCGCUUGCAGCAACAGCGGCAGCAGGGGAACUCUGGCUCCUAUAGAGAACUCCAUAUGGACCAGGACCACAGAGGGGGCCUCGAUCCGUCGGAGGAGAACUUCUUCCGACUGCAGUCGGAGCACGAGCGGCAGGCCAAGGAGCUGUUCCUGCUCAGAAAGACCAUGGAGGAGAUGGAGAUGAGGAUCGACUCCCAGAAGCAGACGCUGGGAGCCCGAGACGAGAGCAUCCAGAGGCUGUUGGAGAUGCUUCAGGGACAAGGACAGGGACAGGGUCAAGGUCAGGGCCACUGGGGACGGGGACAGCGGACGGGCAUCAUAACCAUGGCAGCGCAGGAGGCUGAAGCUCAGCUGGAGAACAUGCAUGUGAGAGAGGAGCUUCAUCGUCGCAACCAGCUCCAGGCUGAUCCGGCCAAGACCAGAGCUCUGCAGACUGUCAUUGGUAUGAAGGACACCAAGAUCUCUUCCCUGGAGAGGAACAUCAGAGACUUAGAGGAUGAGGUCCAGAUGUUAAAGACCAGCGGCCUGCUGCAUCCUGAUGACAGGCAGGAUGAGCUCAAGCAGGUGGAAGUCUACAAGAGCCAUUCUAAAUUCAUGAAGACUAAGAUCGAGCAGCUAAAGCAGGAGCUGAACAGGAAGGAGUCAGAGAUGCAGGCCCUGCAGACCAAACUAGAAACACUGACCAAUCAGAACUCCGACUGCAAGCAACACAUCGAGGUGCUAAAAGAGUCGCUCAGUGCCAAGGAGCAACGCGCCAAUACGCUGCAGACAGAGGUGGAUGCUCUGCGGGUGCGUUUGGAGGAAAAGGAGCAGUUCCUGACCAAGAAGACCAAGCAGCUACAGGACUUGAAUGAUGAAAAGAGCACGCUAACAGGAGAAAUCAGAGACAUGAAAGACAUGCUGGAUGUCAAGGAGAGAAAGGUCAAUGUCCUGCAGAAGAAGAUUGAGAACCUGUUGGAACAGUUAAAGGAUAAGGACAAACAGCUGGCUGGAUUGAGGGAAAGGGUUCAGGGCCUUCAAACUGAUUCCAGCAAUACAGACACAGCUUUGGCCACACUGGAAGAGGCUUUAUCAGAAAAGGAGCGAGUGAUUGAGAACCUCCGGGAGCAGAAGGACCGGGAGGACAGGGUUCGGCUAGAGGAGCUGGCGCAGAUGAGGAAGGAGAACCAGGAAUUGAAAGACAAACUCUCAGCCCUGCAACCCCAGAAACUGUCUCAGAGCCAGACUGCUAACCCCAGCCCAACCCAGAACCAGAGGCCUGAUGGAGAGGUGCAAGCCAAAGUAGAUGGACUUCCAACAGUGAGUCCCACGGAAGUUGCUCGCUACAGAGAGGAAUCCGGCAAGUCACAAGCUGAAGUGGAGAGACUGAUGGGGGCUCUGAGGGAUGCCGAGGUGGACAAAUCAUGCAAGGAGAAAAAAAUCACUGAUCUCGAGAGGCAAAUCAAGUCUCCUAACAUUCAGAAGCAGAUGGUGCUGGGUGAGAUGAGGAAAGAUGCCUUGACUGAUGGACAUCCGCACUCUUUAUCGCAGCCUCCUCUGUUAGCUUCCCAGGAUGCCAUGCGGGAGACGGCAGAGCGGAUCAUGGAGUUGGAGAGGGCGCUGAGGGAAAGCAUGAAUACCUCCGCGCAUAGGGAGGCUCUCUGGGCGCAGGAGGAGGCAGCCCGUGUUCAGGCCCAGAGAGAGUUGGAGGAGCUGAUGGGGGCUUUGGAGAAGACGCGUCAGGAGCUGGACGCCACUAAGCUGCGUCUGUCCUCCACGCAGCAGUCCCUGCACGAGAGAGACGGACACCUGAACAGUAUGCGCCAGGAGAGACGCAAACAGCUGGAGGAGAUUCUGGAGAUGAAGCAGCAGGCUUUACUGGCAGCCAUCAGUGAGAAGGAUGCUAACAUUGCCCUGCUGGAGUUAUCUUCCUCCAAACGCAAGAAAGCCCAGGAGGAAGUGAUGGCUUUAAAAAGAGAGAAGGACAGACUCAUGCACCAGCUCAAACAGCAGACUCAGAGCAGAAUGAAGCUGAUAGCGGAUAACUACGAGGAAGAUUACAUCCAUCCCCAACACCAUCCCCAUCAUUCGCACCACUUGCAUCCAGCAAACGUGCAUCACCGAAGCCUGCCAAGGGGGCCCCCCCACGCCAACCACAGGCCCCCUAUGGACCAGGUCAAUAUGAAUGAUGAUGAAGAAGGAAUAUGGGCAUGAUGACCGUUACCGUGGGAACCCGCAUCCAUUUGUUCACACUGCUUGUGGAACCAGAUGCCAUGAGGUUGAACAGCUUCAACUACAAGAAUAGAGAUUCAGCGGCCCAUAUGUACCCACAAUCAUGACCACCAAGCAGAUAUACAGAAACGUUCCAGUACCCAUCAUUUCAACGUACUGAGGUCAGCGAUCAGAUGGUCAGAAACUCUCCAUCUUACCAGUGAAUGUCAGCAUCACUGACAAAUACAGUGACCCACUGAGGACCUGGGCCCACUGUGGGAGAGUGUCCCACAGGACGUCGACCGUUAGCAUACAGUUUAAGGUACUGUCCACUGCCUUCAUUUCCCUAACUGUUGAAUACACCGGAAACUGGAUUUAUUUUACAGUACCAUGGUGCUACAGAGUCCUGGCUUCACAUCAACCAACAGCCACUACACUACAAUCAGCUACAAGCGUGGCGAAGCUGAGCCAGUGGAACUAGCUGUAAACCCAUGCCAAGCCUAGACUGGUUUAUGAUGGCAUGAAUGUGCUUACUUCUGCAGCUAAAUAUCAGACUUUUGUAAAUACGACAACAUGGACCUCAAAAUCCGCAAUCCACAGAAACCUUUUCAAUGUACCGUGCCAAAGGAGACUACCGAAAUGGGACAGCAAAUGAAUCAUUCCCGAUCUUAGACUCCCCAGUAAACC
Messenger RNA from Stegastes partitus (bicolor damselfish), 3804 nucleotides. RefSeq names its product ERC protein 2-like. The coding region runs from base 1 to 3120 and encodes 1039 amino acids. Gene Ontology annotation, biological process: maintenance of presynaptic active zone structure; neuromuscular synaptic transmission; regulation of synaptic plasticity. NCBI's taxonomy places the organism in Eukaryota, Metazoa, Chordata, Actinopteri, Pomacentridae. Gene Ontology annotation, molecular function: structural constituent of presynaptic active zone. The record is from RefSeq and is a predicted model, not a curated record. The transcript has 18 exons. Gene Ontology annotation, cellular component: cytoskeleton of presynaptic active zone.